CCUCACACCUUCAUACAUUUCUUCAAUUCUCAAUUUCCCACUCAAACAACGAAGAUCGCCGACGAUGGAGAAAGGAUCUGAAAAAUCCGGCUCAUCUGAGUCAAAAUCGAUGGAGAACGUCGCUUACCUCGGAACCUUCCUCACUUUACCAAUGGAAACAACCGUCGGCGAAGGUGGUUUCGAGAACAAAACCCGAGUAGCUUUCAGUGACAAGCAGACGGGUUCCUACGGACGUGCAACGGCGACGGAGAAAGUCUCCGCCGGAGACUUUCAGUGGAAGAACGGAAAAAGUGGAACAAGGAAUGAAUACAAGGAAACUUCUACUGUCAGAAUCGGAGACAAGAGUGGGUACACAGAGGUCUACAACGAGCAGAGGGUUCGCAAUGUGAGUUUCAACAACAACAAUGACAGCAAGAACGUCAUAGCAUACGACCAUGGCUAUGGUGGUAACUAUGGUGGGCAUGGGUAUGAUUCUGAUUCUGACAAUGGCGAUGGUGUUGAGUAUGGUGGGUAUGUGUAUUAUUCCGAUUCUGAUUCUGAUUAUUAGGUGUUGUUUAAUCCUAGGGUUUAUGUGAGUAAUGGUUUUUAGGUUUAUGACAGUAUUAUGAUCUUGGAAUAAAGCUUCUCCAGAUCUUUAUCUGUUAGUGUUUGCUUUUGAAAUGAUGAUAGUUUGUUUUCUGGAUUUUUGCUAAUGGCGAUUUCAGUAAAAUGGUGUAGUUUUUGUUUGAAUGGACUAAAGCUUAUAUUUUAUUUGUAUGAUGCUAAAUAAUAUGGGGCUAAUUUUCAAACAACUGAAGUUUUAUGUUUAAAAGAACUUUUAAUGUGAAGUGAACACUUUUUAAAAUUAGAAAAGUCUAUAUAAUAUGUAAUGUAAUAGUCUUGAUAAGUA
Molecule: messenger RNA, 889 nt
Organism: Lactuca sativa (garden lettuce)
Lineage: Eukaryota; Viridiplantae; Streptophyta; Magnoliopsida; Asterales; Asteraceae
Source: RefSeq, a predicted model, not a curated record